AUGUCUCGAAGGCCGAUGAAUGUGGCGGCAAAAGAGCGCAACGAGUACAUUCCCAGCUUCAUCUCCAAGAAGCCUUUCUACGUCGAUGACAAGUCCUCGGCAACCGACUAUCUCGAACAUCAACGUCUCCAGAAAUCCAAAACAGACCAACAAAAAUGGUACGACAGGGGGAAGCGCGUAGGACCGGUUGCAAGCAAAUAUCGCAAGGGCGCAUGCGAAAAUUGCGGCUCCAUGUCCCACAAGAUGAAAGACUGUCUGAGCCGCCCGAGAAAGUUAGGAGCUAAAUGGACUGGGAAAGAUAUACAGCCGGACGAGGAGAUUCAAAACGUGGAUCUGGACUGGGAUGCGAAGCGGGAUAGAUGGAACGGCUACGACGCAUCGGAAUAUCGCAAUGUGGUGGAGGAAUAUGAAGAGCUGGAAGCGUUGAAGAGGCAGGCAAAAGAACGCGCAAGAAAGGAGUCACUACUGGCUGACGAGACUGAUGAUGACGAUGACGAUGAGGAGGAGGAGGAGGAGGAGGAGGAGAAGGAGAAGGAGAAGGUGGCUAGUGGUGCGGAGGAGGCUAGAUAUGCGGAGGAGUCCGACAUGGGUCGGCAACAGAGUACUGCUACACGCAACCUGCGGAUACGAGAGGAUACUGCCAAAUAUUUGCUGAACUUGGACCUUGACUCGGCCAGAUACGACCCGAAGACUCGUCGGAUGGUGGAUAUGGGUGCGCAAUCUGAUCAAGCUGCCGCCCUUGUUGCAGAGGAGAACUUUAUCCGUGUUUCGGGUGACGCAGCUGAAUUUGAGCGGGCACAGCGGUAUGCGUGGGAAUCCCAGGAGCGCGGCGAUAAGGACCGUCAACAUAUUCAGGCAAAUCCUACAUCGGGUGAAUACAUUCGAAAGAAGAGGGAGGAGGAAGCGGAGAAGAAGCGCAGGGCGCAACGACAGGCGCUGUUGGAGAAGUACGGUGGCGAGAAGUAUCUGCAACCGGCACCUUUGCGCGACGCUGCAGUCAUCGAGAACGAACGAUUCGUCGAAUAUGACGAAACAGGAGCAAUUAAGGGAGCGCCUAAAAAGGUAGCGAAGUCGAGGUAUGCCGAGGACGUAUAUAUUUAUAACCACACUUCGGUAUGGGGCAGCUGGUGGUCGAAUUUCGUAUGGGGAUAUGCAUGUUGUCAUUCUACGGUGAAAAACAGCUACUGUACGGGAGAGGAAGGGAAAACUGCGUUUGAGGAAGCUCAAAACCUGUUGCUUAACGACAUGGAAAGGGCCGGAGACGCGGAGGAAGAGGAAGAAGAAACACGAGAACAGACAGAGGCUACGAAGGCAGAAUCCCAGUUGGCUAGGCGGGCUAAAUCCGGGGAUACAGGCCUGGGGAAGCGGACUCUGCAGGAGAUGCAGCAGGGGGUCACUGAGGAGGAGCUGGAGGCAUACAAGAAAUCGAGGAGUGCAGCUGCAGACCCGAUGGCAGCGUUUCUUGGGAAGGAUAAGUUAGUUCGAUGA
Messenger RNA from Paracoccidioides lutzii Pb01, 1488 nucleotides. RefSeq names its product pre-mRNA-splicing factor slu7. Gene Ontology annotation, biological process: mRNA splicing, via spliceosome. Gene Ontology annotation, molecular function: pre-mRNA 3'-splice site binding. Gene Ontology annotation, cellular component: spliceosomal complex. The transcript has a single exon. The record is from RefSeq and is a predicted model, not a curated record. The coding region runs from base 1 to 1488 and encodes 495 amino acids.